GCAGGCAUCCUCUCUGUGCGCAAGCUGGUCUACAUGCAGCUGCAAAAAUGGGCUGCAUCAGCUCUAAAACGCCAGUGCAGGGUAAGACUUGUUUUCAAUUUGUUCUGCUUAACACGCACGGAAGGCUGCCACUUAAUUUUUGCUGCAACCUUUUGCGUGAGGUGCAGUCAGUUGGGCGGCUUGUGCAGCAUGCUUGAACCCAAAAGGAGACACCCCUCACAUCUUUAUUUUGACUCUCAUUUGGACCAUGCAGCAUUUCAUUAUUAUAGAAUAUAUUGAUUUGAAUGCUGUAUCAUCGGAGAUGUGCUAAAGGGGGGGUUGUGUCUGCAGCCUUAACCCUUUAGAGGGCGCCCAUUGAACUCAUUGGCAACCAUGGACGACAAUGGACGUCCAAUUCAUUUUAACUUGUAAAUGAUCGCUGCCAGCCAAGCCCAGUCAAAAUGGAUUGAACAUCUAAUGCUGCCAAUGAAAGAUGAGCAUUCAUAUCUAGUUUUCCCAGUUUAAAUCAACUGAAUGCAGGGCCGGCCCAGGUCAUUUGGGGGCCCUAAGCAAAAUAAUGCAAAGGGGUCCAUAUUUUUGGCCCACCAUUUCAUCACAGUGUACUGUGAAACCCAUACAUGCAAUCCAACCCAUACGUCCAUAUUUCAUAUUAAUCAGAUUUUGUUGCACUACAUACUUCAAACUUCUCACCCCAAAUGAUUGUCAGUACUUACAGUAGAUAGCGCCAAACCUUUUUCUAAAAGAGGAAAGAAAGAAGUUAAGGAAGAACUCUUAUUUUUUUAAGCUUGUAAUCAAGUUACAAAACUCACAAAAGUCAAAUACAGCAAACUGUAGUAAACAAAACAAACCAAAAAAAAAAAAAAAACAAUUGCCAGAUUGGGGGCCCCCAAGUGGUCAGGGGCCCUAAGCAGCUGCAUACUCUGCGUAUAGGCUGGGCCGGCCCUGACUGAAUAUUUAUCGUUGUCAAUACGAGGCAGGAAGUUAAUACAGUAGUAAAUAUUGUUAUUUUUUCUAAAUAUAUAAUUUUAAACUGUAGUUUCUUUUUGUUAAAAAAAGAACAUGUAUAAAAAUAAAACACGAAAAAGACUAAACAUUGUUUUCUUUAUUUCUUUAUGGUUUUUAACCAAAAAUGUUAAAUAAAAUGUUACAACUGCAUUCUUUUGAUUAAAUUAAAAUUGUGUGGGUUUUUUUAAAAUUAGAAAUACUUUGGGGAAUACUUGCCAUUAGUCAAAAGGGAAUAUUUGCCGUUAGUGCUAUUUUAUUUUUUUAUCGAUUAUUAUCAAUAUUUAUCAAUUAUUGGGGGCCAUAACCAGAGUGUAUGUAUUGGGUCAUGCACCAGAUGUUAAUAUUGUAGCAUGCAUGGCUCAAAAUAUGAUGGACGCCAGAUCUUUAUGAAGGUGUUUUAUUUAAAAAAAUAUUUAUAAUAAUAUAUUUAAAAAAAAAAAAAAACUUAAUAAUCGCGAUAUUUAGGGGAGCCGCGCGAAGCUUUGAGCGUGCACGCCUGUAAGAGGCGGAGAAAGAAGACCGAGGCGCCCCUGACAUCACUGAGGGAUGCUCCCUGAAACACUUUUUAUUGUCGUGACGUGAAGACUCGGCGAGACACGAUGGUGCUGGCCGCGCUGACCCAAUUUAGCUGUAAGUGGCAGUUGAUGGUACGUUGCGAGUGGACUGGAGCCCGCCAAGCUCCCGGUCCGACCUUACACUAUUGGGGAGCACACAAACCUGCCUGGUGCGCAGACUGAUUCUGACAGCACCUUUGGGUGCACUGGACUUCAGCCAGGUGAAUGUUGAUGACACCAUUGAAAUGUUGCCAAAAUCAAGGCGAGCUUUGACUAUUCAAGAGAUAGCCGCGUUGGCGCGAUCCUCCCUGCAUGGUAUUUCCCAGGUCGUGAAGGACCAUGUGACAAAGCCAACAGCCAUGGCACAGGGCAGAGUUGCCCACCUCAUCGAGUGGAAGGGGUGGUGCAAGCCAAUAGAAACACCAGCCCUGGAAUCAGACUUUAAUUCUUACUCUGACCUCACGGAAGGAGAGCAGGAGGCACGCUUCGCUGCUGGUGUUGCGGAACAGUUCGCCAUAGCCGAGGCUAAACUGAGGGCUUGGUCGUCAGUCGAUGGAGAUGAUUCCAACGAUGACUCAUACGAUGAAGACUUUCUGCCUGUGAACGAGCCCGCAACACAGAGCACAGAUGUGCCGUCAUAUCCUACGUACUUAAAGGAGUUGAUCCACAGCCAGCUUUGUCAACACCUGGGCCUAGGUGGGCCAUGCUGCGAGGGAGGGGGCGGAGGAGACAGAGAGGGAGGGGGCAGCGGGGAGCCGUCCCCUACGGGGGGCUCGCCAGACACUCUGUGCUCCAGCCUGUGCAGCCUGGAUGAACACCACCCGCUUCUGCGUGACCUCAGUGGCCAACACGGAGGCCACGGCAAUGCCGCUGAGCUCGCCGCCAAAAUUCUCUCAGCUCUGCAGGGAGGGGAGGAGCUUCUGAUGGCUCGACUUCAGAGGGUAGGGCAGACGGGGCCCGGUGGGAGGGACUGCGGCUUCCGUACCUUUAGGAGCAGGGGGCCACAUGGGGGUCAGGACUCUCCCGCGUAUUCUGGGUCUUACUCUGAGACAUACCUGUCCCCCGGGGAGGAUGACGACACCCCAUGUAAGGACUACGAGGCCACCUUGUGCCCACCGGAGGCCAACGGGGAGGAGUGCCUGCCAGAUUACGAGCCUCAAAGGAGAAUGUCUGACGUGGCCUCCUCAGGGAUCGUUUCGCUCGACGAGGAUGAAGAGGGGGACGAAACAGUUCAGGGCGAGUCAAACGACCAAUGACUCCCUCUGCUCUUUGAGGUUCCUUUUUUUAUGCCCUCUAUCAUGACACCGUUUGAUUGAUUUACCAUCCGUCUUUGCCUUACUCGCAACAUUUCAACUCCAUUUGAUAACUCUGAAGAAACUCGUUCAUUUUUUUUUUUUUUUUGCAAGCGUCCAAACAAUCGUUUUUUGCGCGUGUUAACACGAUGUCUGGACAUGCUACAGUUGAAGCCGCAGGUUUGAUGCUCACAAUGCAGGCGCUGAUCUUGUCUGUGGUGAAAACUCCCCCAAAAAAGAACAUGGACGGAAUGACUGAGUCCAGAACUUUUUCUUUGCAUGUGUUUUGCAAAUUCUGGCGUCGAUAGACCCACCAGAGCACGGUUGUAAUUUCAAUUGCGCCCAACCCAAAGGAGAAGCUUACCCCCAACUCCCGACUAUCCUUUGCAAGAGACAAACCAACCAACAUGUUUUGGGGCAUGGCUUGCUGCGUAUGCCAAACUACUUAUUCUUGUCACUAUUAGUUAUGAGCAAAUGCUGGAAUGUCUUAAAGUGACAGAAAAUAAUUCUAAAAUGAAAAGAAAAAAAAGAUUUGUCACAAAUGAUAUGACAAAAACUGAAAUGCUUUUAUUGUACUAGUUUUUUAUCACUCGUUGAUUGUUCAUAUUAUAUGUCAAAUGUCAUUAUGAUUGAUGGACUGGAAUUCUGUGGAUUCCUGCAUGGACGACACGAGAACUUUUUGACGUAUUGAAUUACAUACACACGCACAUGCGUGCGCGCGCACACUGAUCAGCAGUGGAAACAACAAACACUAGAGAAUGUUACUGAAGAAGUGACCGCUAGUAUGUGUAGAUUGGGAAGUCAAGUCAGAUGAUUAAUAAGACGGAAAAGUCUUUUUCUGUGAUGAAACGAAUUUGGAGAUUUUCUAUAUUUUUGUAUACGUCGUCCUGCUUUGAUCUCUAUGCCUAUGCGGCGUGCCAGUGUAUGUGGUUUCUUGCACGAAGCUAUUUGGUGGCUGUACAUUUCUCCUUUUCUUUGUUAUCACUGUGUGAUAUUGUCUAUCAAGGAAAAAAAAUGUGAACAAGCAUAUUUCUUUUACUUUUGAUUUCAAGAGAAUGCUUAGUCUUUUUCAGUUAUUGCCAUUUGUCAUGAUCCUUAAAAAGAGCUCAUUUUUAUUUUCGAACAAUUUUGAACAUUUGCAUCCAGAAAAGAUUUGCCUUUCGAACUACACUUUCAACUCUUUGUUGUAAUCUUUGCAAAACGGCAUGUUUCUGUGAUUCGUUCGGGAGAAAAAAAUUCUCCCAAAGUAACUGUCAUUCAUGCAACUCAGGAAAUCCAAUCAGACCACAGCAUCAGUGCAUCCCACCAGCAUGUAGAACACCACUUAACUCUCCUUCAGCCUGUGUGUGUAGUGUACGUGUGUGAGGGAAUGCUUUGUGUGCUCGUUGUUAUUAUUAUUUCUACCAAAAAAAAAAAAAAAAUAUAUAUAUAUUGGCUCCCUUUGCCCCUUUUCAGUUGUGUAGGAAAACCUCAAUGUGUGAGUAUCUUGUCAUUGGUUCUCAACUGUUGUCAUCCUGGGACCUACAUUUCCCUUUUCUCAAUAUGUUGCUAUCCAUUUUUAUAGAAGGAUCAUAUAUAGUUAAAAAAUAAAAAUUGUAACAUAUAUAUUUUUAACAUACUAUAAUAAAAUGUGCUUGUAUUUUGAAAGUGCCUUUCAGAGCACCCUGUUAAGAAUGAACAUGAUGGCUGCCUUUGCAAAAAUGAAUAUCUGAAUAGUUUGGCCUCCUUUUUUGUGAACAAAGGCACUAUCUUAACGUGAGCCCCAACUAAAAUUUUGAACUACCUGUUCCCUACCAGUCCACAAUGGCUCUGUGACUUUUUUAUUUUUUUGUCCUGACCCAGCAGUUGAGAAUCACUGCACUAUCUGUGAUCUGUGUGUGUGUUGUAUGUGAAUUUAAUUGUACUGUAAGAUGUCAGCAAGCAUCUUCGGCUUGCACCAUUUACUCCAACGAUUCCCUUUAAACAAUGGAGUUGGAAAAUGUUUUUGGUUUUUUUUCACUGGUGCUGGAUAUUAUAACUAUACAUAUGAUUAAAAUAUGUAUAACGAUAGCAUGGUAUACUGGGGGUAAUGUUGCUUAUCGUGGACGAUUGUGAUCACAGAAUGAGGUACUAAUAUAUAUGUAUGGCGGAAAAUACAGACAAGACUGAAAAAGCAGUUUCUGCUCUUGCACACCUCUUUAAAAGAAACUGCUGUAUUUUAAGCCAAAAAAACUGUUGUGUUUGAUAGAACAUUAUGUCUUUAGGCUGCCAUAGCAGAUUCAUGGCGCAUUAAGCCCCCAAACUAUUUUUAAUUUGUCCGUUUUACCCUGAAAACCCCCGUUUACAGACGUCGUGCAACUGCUUUUGUUUCAACCCAGCCAUAAAAUGGAGGUAAUUAAUUAUAUGUAUUAUUCAAAAUGUCUGUCAUUUUUAGCUUUGAAUCAUUAAUUGAUGUCUCAUAUUUCCUUUUAAUAGAAAAAAACGACAUUGAAAAAUUAUUCACUCACAUACUUUGAACUUUUGAACAAAUUAUGUCACAAUGAAAAAAGAUAUCUACCUCAUAACUAUCGCUUAAUUGUAUUUUUUUUUGUUACUGUCGCAUUUUCUCCAAUAUGUUUGAUGAUAAAUAAUUGAUCCAAGCAAGGAAAAAAAAAAAAAAAAAAAAAAAAAAACGUUUAAAAGGGUAAAUAUGUGAAAAAAUACAUCUCGACCACUCCUUGAUGUCUAUGAUUUCUGCAUCGGGACCCUUGGUAUAUUACCAUGUUUCACCCAUAAAAUACCCCAAAAAUCCAGCUGUGGCCAUUCACAGCUGUGUCUUGACACUCAGUGAGGCUAUGUGGAGUUUUUGGAUCGAAACAAGGUAAGUACGCGAUAAUGUCUUGUUAAAGUCAUGGCGUCUGUAAUUCUGCUCUCGCGUGCUCUCACCUCUAGAUAGGGUUUUCUGCUUUUUAAAUGCCAUCCUGUUCAAAAUUUUUCUUCCCCCAGAAAAUUUAGAUUUUAAGCUUUCCAAUGAUGUAUCACACAUGCAUAUCGGACAUUUUGAAAGUUGGCUAAAUUGGGGGUCUUAGAGCUAACUUCAAGUCACCUGAGUGUUUUCCGCCAUAUACAUACUAGUCCUUCUAAAAAAAUAGCAUAUUGUGAUAAAGUAAAUUAUUUUCUGUAAUGUACUAAUAAACAUUAGAGAUUCAUAUAUUUUAGAUUCAUUCCACACAACUGAAGUAGUUCAAGCCUUUUAUUGUUUUAAUAUUGAUGAUUUUGGCAAAAAAGUCAAGAAAAAACCAAAAAUCCCUAUCUAAAAAAAAUAGCAUAUUUAAUCCGACCAAUACAAAAAAGUGAUUUUAAUUAAAAAAAAAAAAAAAAAAAAGUCACCCUUCAAUUAAUAAUAUCAGCUAUGCACUCAAUACUUGGUCGGGAAUCCUUUUGCAGAAAUGACUGCUUCAAUGCGGCGUGGCAUGGAGGCAACCAGCCUGUGGCACCGCUGAGGUGUUAUGGAGGCCCAGGAUGCUUCGAUAGCGUCCUUAAGCUCAUCCACAGUGUUGGGUCUGGUUUCUCUAAACUUCCUCUUCACAAUAUCCCACAGAUUCUCUAUGGGGUUCAGGUCAGGGGAGUUGGCAGGCCAAUUGAGCACAGUAAUGCCAUGGCCAGUAAACCAUUUACCAGUGGUUUUGGCACUGUGGGCAGGUGCCAGGUCGUGCUGAAAAAUAAAAUCUUCAUCUCCAUAAAGCUUUUCAACAGAUGGAAACAUGAAGUGCUCUAAAAUCUCCUGAUAGCUAGCUGCAUUGACCCUACCCUUAAUAAAACACAGUAGACCAACACCAGCAGCUGACAUGGUACCCCAGACCAUCACUGACUGUGGGUACUUGACACUGGACUUCAGGCAUUAGGCAUUUCCUUCUCCCCAGUCUUCCUCCAAACUCUGGCACCUUGAUUUCCGAAUGACAUGCAACAUUUGUUUUCAUUUGAAAAAAGUACUUUGGACCACUGACUAACAGUCCAGUGCUGCUUCUCUGUAGCCCAAGCUCAAGUCAAGCGCUUCUGUCGCUGUUUCAGGUUCAAAAGUGGCACCAGCACACGCCUUUGCACGGUGGCUCUGGAUGUUUCUACUCCAGACUUAGUCCACUGUUUCUGCAGGUCCCCCAAGGAAGGUCUGGAAUCGACCCUUCUCCACAAUUUUUCUCAGGGUGCGGUCACCUCUUCUGGUUGUGCAUCGUUUUCUGCCACACUUUUUCCUUCCCACAGACUUCCCACUGAGGGGCCUUGAUACGGCACUCUGGGAACAGCCUAUUUGCUCAGAAAUUUCUCUAUGUGUCUUAGGGAUUUUUGGGUUUUCUUGACUUUUUUGAAUUUCAAAAUUGUCCUAUAUGUAUGUGUGAUACAUAAUUGGAAAGCUUAAAAUCUCAAAAAAAUUUUAGGGGAAGAAAAUUUUUGAACAGGAGGGCAUUUAAAAAAACAACUUUUAAUAAGUAAAAUCCUAUCUGGAGGUGAGAGCACUCGAGAGCAUAAUUAAAGACGCCAUGAUUGUGACGAGAUAUUAUCGCGUACUUACCUCUUUUCGAUCCCAAAAAUCCAUGUAGCAUGUAUCACCGUGUGUCAAGACACAGCUGUGAAUGGUCACAGCCGGAUUUUUGGGGGAUUUUAUGGGUGAAACAUGGUCAUAUAACAAGGGUCGCGAUACAGAUAUCGCAUACAUCAAGGAGUGGUCGAGAUUUUCUUUUUUAUAUAUUUACCCUUUCAAACGUUUUUUUUUUUUUCUUUUCUUUGUUUGGAUCGAUUAUUUAUCAUCUAACAUAUCGGGAAAAAUGUGACGGUAACACACACAAAAAAA
This is a messenger RNA of Corythoichthys intestinalis (scribbled pipefish), 7655 nucleotides long. RefSeq names its product family with sequence similarity 131 member Ab (gene fam131ab). The transcript is spliced from 6 exons. NCBI's taxonomy places the organism in Eukaryota, Metazoa, Chordata, Actinopteri, Syngnathiformes, Syngnathidae. The record is from RefSeq and is a predicted model, not a curated record. Bases 1805 to 2815 code for a protein of 336 amino acids.